AUGGUUGUGAGGAAGCUACGAUCCGAUCCUCGAUACCCUGUCGAAACCGCCAUCACGUUGCCAGGCUCGCAACACGUCAGGAACGGGCAGCCCGUGUCCGCCCGGCGUACAGUCACCACUCUUCAAGAAGAAGACUCCCCUCAGCUACCAGCAAAGACCGAGCAAGAAAGUGCAGGCGAGUCCAGUCUCGGCGCCCAGUCGCCCCCUCCUCAGUAUCCCUCCGAAGCAUCAACUUCCCGGCCGCCACCCUUCUCUUCAGUCUGCGAUUCACUCGAGAAGCCCUCCGAACCCGCUCACGAUCUCCGCUCCGCCAUCACUGUCGCUGUCGCUGGAACAUCCCCUGCUGCGCCGUCGUAUGCAUCUCUAGCUCCAGAUUUCUCUGCAGAACAAUCGGUUUCGACUUCUUUUGAACACGCUCUCGCAGAAACAAAGCGUGCGCUUCCCCGAGACACCAAAGGGGGCUCUUCCGCAAAGGACGACAACGCCGAACCACCCCCAGCAUACUCGGAGGGACCUAGUCCACUCCAAUCUUUCGCUUUCCUGAUGGCUACCGCCGGAGGCGCGUCGAGUAUUAUUACUCAGGUGCAACAAGGGGGCCCGCCUAUCAAUGCAAUUGGAGAUGUUGGCGCCGACGAGACGAUCGCGAUGGACCUCCGGGGCACCCGAUUUGUUCUGUCGAGGGACGAACUCUUGACACUGCCCGAAUUUGUCCUCCUGUCGUUGUUCCCUAACGGCCUAUUCCCCGAGGGGCACAUGGGAGGGUUUACUGAGGGCGAUGCAGUACAAGUAGACUAUGACCCGGCAUCCCUGCAGUAUAUGCUGGACUUUUUCCGCACCGUUGCACAGUCGAUACCUGCUGAGUCCUCUCCGAGCGUUUCUCAGGAGGAGGAUCCUGCGACUGGAGACCCAAUGGGCUCACGAGACGACUCGUCGAAGAGAGCUGGCAUCAUCGUUCUGAGAGAGGAUCUCGACUUCUACGUCAUACCCCCGCGGGCCGAUAUUACGCAGCCUGAAAUGAUGGAAGUCAAGAGAGCUGCUGGAAGAGCCCUUCUUCAACAGACGGGCAUUUUUUCAGGUCUUAAGCGCAGUGAUGAGCCGGGUACUACGGAAGCCCACCUCAUCGAAAUGCUUACAGCAGGCGGAUUCAACCAUAACGACAACUGGGGUCACAGGGCAGGAGAACCAAACAAGGCGGUUGUCUGCAGCCUAGCAUUGGCACGCCUUCGAAGCGACAUCAGAGGCAACGAUAUGGGCAGUAAUGCUGUUGGCAUGGCGCAGAAGCUGCUCCUCUUUUGGAGGAAGCCUGCGAGACGCUGCUGGUGGGAAGGCGUGGAGCUCGACAGUGUUGAGGGCGUUGAGGGGAUGCUGAAGGUCUGGAUCAGGCGCGUUUGGACCCUGGAAAUGAGCGUGAUCGGCCUCCGAUGA
Messenger RNA from Colletotrichum phormii, 1425 nucleotides. RefSeq lists its product as uncharacterized. Gene Ontology annotation, molecular function: RNA binding. The coding region runs from base 1 to 1425 and encodes 474 amino acids. NCBI's taxonomy places the organism in Eukaryota, Fungi, Ascomycota, Sordariomycetes, Glomerellales, Glomerellaceae. Gene Ontology annotation, cellular component: nucleus. The record is from RefSeq and is a predicted model, not a curated record. The transcript has 6 exons.